Molecule: messenger RNA, 821 nt
Organism: Aegilops tauschii subsp. strangulata
Lineage: Eukaryota; Viridiplantae; Streptophyta; Magnoliopsida; Poales; Poaceae
Source: RefSeq, a predicted model, not a curated record
UAAAUAUGGGUCCCAUCUUGGAUCGCCAUCCCUGGCCCCCAUGGUGGUUGAGGUGCUCUCUGGUGACUUGGGGGUCGCGGCCUCCCGCUCCCCGACGGCUCCUGGUGGAGUGGAAGCUGGCUGUGUGCUCAUCCACGACUCUGCCCCAACCCCUCCCUCCGGGUGUCGCGGCUUGGGUGGCUCGGGCAGACCUCCCAAGAAGACGGCGGGCCGGAAGCCGGCUGCUAAGGCGAGUGCGGUGAUGGAGUCGGAGCAGAUUCGGGGUGAUCUAGGAGCGGCGCUGGCGUCGGUGGGUGCGGGUGCUAAGGCCAAGCGGUCCAAGGCGACUCCGGUGCCGCAGCGUGCCCCAAGCGCGAGGUCCAAGGCGACUCCGGUGCCGCAGCAUGCCCUAAGCGCGAGGUCCAAGGCCAAGCUGGGAGAUCUAUCCUCUCUAGAGAGCGCCAAGCUUCGUACUGCUGACAAGAACCUGGAGGUUUCAGACUUGGACACCGUUGGGGAAACCGCGUGAUGAAGAGCGCAUGACCAAGACGAUGGCAAAGAUCCGCUACAUCCAGACGGAAGCACGCCAAGUAGCAGACCAAGAGUGAUAUAUUUGCAUCUCCUUUCCUCGACACCUUUUGCUCGUCGUUGUAGUUAGAACUUUCGUUAUGCCAGCCUGCGUGCUAAUGAUCUGCCAGCCUGCGUGCUGAUGUUGGUGAACCUCCUUUCUUUUGGUCGUUCUGAUGGCCUUGUUUGAUGAUGACCAUUGAACUAUGUGGUUACCGCCUGUUGGCUUUAUUAAUUUAAAGUCGGACGCCUUUGGCGUCUACGUUCCAAAAAAA